AUGCUUGAGGACAAAAAUAUCUAUACACACAUUACUGAUAAACGACGAAAUCCUACAUCAAAAACUGAAUUAGAACUACAAGAUCGUUUACUUAGGUUAAAGGAUACAGGACACCUUACUGAAAAUCAAUAUAAAAGUUUAAGACCCUCUGACUCAUAUCCCGCGGCUUUCUACGGAUUACCAAAGAUACACAAAAUACCUCUCAUUGAAAAAGUUGAUCAUUUCACCGUAGAUACCAACGUCAAAAUACCUAUGAGACCAAUUAAUAGUUGUAUUGGAUCCCCUAACUAUCAAGUCUCUAAACAUUUGGCAUCCGUGUUAAAACACCUCUACGAAGGCGAUCAUGCG
Molecule: messenger RNA, 348 nt
Organism: Paramuricea clavata
Lineage: Eukaryota; Metazoa; Cnidaria; Anthozoa; Malacalcyonacea; Plexauridae
Source: the annotation of a GenBank genome assembly